This is a messenger RNA of Prorocentrum cordatum, 929 nucleotides long. NCBI's taxonomy places the organism in Eukaryota, Dinophyceae, Prorocentrales, Prorocentraceae. The record is from the annotation of a GenBank genome assembly.
CAGGGCGCCGGGCCGCCGCGAGGGCCUUCGAGGGUGGCGACCACCCCUCGCUCGCCGAUGCUGGUGCCUGCGUGCUGGAGGAGUGGGCGAAGCAGCUGCGCCCCCAGGUCGUCUCCCUGGCGCAGCAGCUGCGCGCGGCGCCCGGCGGCCCGCUGCGCAGGGGCGCGGAGGAGGCCCUGAGCGUCCUCGGCUUCGCCGCAGUGCCCGUCAUGGUGGGUAAGGUUGUCGACUCGCGGGGCGCCAGCCACUCCGCGCGCAUGGCCGCCCUGCGCGCGCUCGCGACCUGCGCGGACGCCGCCGGCGCCCUGGCGCCGGACUUGGCGUGCUCGUUCCUGUCGGAGUGGAUCUACGAGCCCGAGCCCGCGGAGCUGCCAGCGCGCGCGCUCCGCGUCGAGGCGCUGCAGCGGCCCGAGGCGCACCUGGGCAGGAACAUGCAGUGGGCGCUCCUGCGCGGCCCCGCUGGCACGUGCUUCCUGGUCUUCCGGGGCUCGGAGACGGCGCUCGACUGGACGGAGAACAGCAACGUCUCGCUGCGCGAGGUUAGGGCGGGCCACAUGGGCUCGCUGCUGCUCCACAGUGGCUUCUGGUGCGCGGCGGAGGGCGAGGCCGAGCGGCUGACCAGCGCGCUGGCCGCCGCCGCGCGGCGCGCGCCGGUGCGGCGCCUGGUCCUCACCGGGGGCUCGAAGGCCGACGGAGAGCAGACAGGCACGAACAUGCACGUCCUCGCUCCCAGCGGACUGCCUGGACCGGCGCGCCGGGGAGGGGGGCCCGGCGCCGCAGCCAGAGCACCCGUGCGGCAGGCGGCGCGAGCCCGUGUUUUUUUCUGCCUCGGCCGUGCGGCACCGUGCAAUAUGUCGAGGACUCCCUCCCCCCUCCCCCCACCCCCUUGUGCGCGCCGCCAAUGUACAUGCGGCGGCACUUAAGUCGGG